AUUCAUGGCCGAACCCUGGAUUUUCUUCACUCUUUUUACUCAUCAACAACAGAAAAAAUGGACUCCCAGAAUCGUCGCAAGCGGAGAAGGACGCGGCUUUCAUGUAUAGAAUGCCAUCGGCGUAAAGUCCGUUGCGACCGCAAUGAUCCAUGUGGCCGGUGUAUGUCGGCAGAGAUACGCUGUGUCUAUAAGGCCUCUGGGGACGAAUGCUCGACAAGAGGCAAUUCUACAGAGAGUCUCGGUACUCGUAUCGCGCAGGCAUCCACGACCAACGUGAGAACUCCGCGCCAUGCUGAACAAGACACGCCCCCUGCAGCUGCACCAAAACAGCACGAUGGGAGCCAGAGGGAGCUCCCGCAUGCACGGGACUGUAUCACAGAAACUCAUCGCGGCAGGACUGAUCCGAUGGAUCAGCAUAAUGUCCGUGGGAUCUUAUCCAAAGCUUGUCUCUUCGGAAAUACCCAUCCCAUCACGACCUAUCGCCAGUGUGAUGAAAUGUAUCCAGCGAACUGCAAUGUCAACUCCGGGGGCUCUAAAGACACCCGGUCGUCGCUGCUAUCUGAGGCGCAGGCUCUGAUCGCUUCCUCCAAAGCUCUGGCACGAUCUGUGAAAAGACACCAGACGGUUACAAGCCUAACAUUGGACGAGGCAGCCAGGACUUUGCCAGCUCGGGACGUUAGUAAUAUACUUGUCGAUCAUUGUAUGCGCAUCGUGGAGGGCCCCUUCCGUAUCCUCCACAUUGUAAGCUUUCACCGGGAAUACUCGGCCUUCUGGGAUGAUCCGGGCACACGACGGCCUCUGUUUAUCGUCAUUCUCCUUCUGGUUAUGUCUAUUAGAGUCCAUUUCUGCUACGAGGAAGAAACAGAGGCCCUGGUACGUCCUCAUGUGCGCCAGUGGGUUCAGACGGCCCAGUCAUGGCUGUCGAACACCCAGUGCAAGGAAAUAGCUACCAUAUCGGGCCUACAGGCUCAGUGCUUGCUGUCCGUGUCUCUUCAAUUCAAUCACGGCAAGCCCCAGGGGAUCUGGCUCGCGCAAGGAACACUGCUACGAACCGCCAUCUAUAUGGGCUUACACCGUGACCCGUGUCACUUUCCAGAUAUGCCUUUUUACCAUGUUGAGAUGCGACGGAGGCUGUGGAGCACGGUUUUGGAGCUUGAUGUGCAGGUAUCAAUGGACCUUGGGAUGGUUCCUACAACGAGCGACUUCGAUACUCUGCCCCCAUCCAAUGUCGACGAUGAUGCCUUCGAUGAGACAACGACGACGCCUCCCAGACAGGCGACUCUGUCGACCCUGACCCAAGCCUCGCUGCAAAUCGUCCUUCGCAGCUCCUUAGUGACCCGCAUGACGAUAGCUCGGCUCAUGAAUGAUUCAUUCACCGAGCCGUCAUACGAAGAUGUCCUCCAAGAGACUAGCACUCUAACAAGACUUUUUGCCGCCACCGAAAUGAGCCUGGACUUGCUUUCUGCUGCACCAGGAUUGACUACAGUCCAUCGAAACCUAGUCAACUUUCUCACGCGCCGUUUCAUGCUAGCUUUGCAUCGACCGUUCGCGACCAAGGCAUUCCAGGACCCACGCUACCACUAUUCCCGCAAGAUCUGUCUCGAUAACGCCCUGCUUCUGCUCGCAUCCGAGCCCGAUCGAGACUUUGACCAAUUGCUGCUGAUGUCUGUGUCACUCUUCCGGCAUAUAAUGCACCACGCCACCAUUCUCAUUGUCCUGGAAAUUAUGGGACAGAUCAAAGAAGACCAAAUCGAUAAGAAACUGCUCCAAAUCCACCAGGAAGACCGAACACGGCUUCUGGCAGCAGUUCGACAAGUCCCGAGCAUCACCGCGAAGCGUCUCCACUUUGGCGAGACCAACGUGAAGAGCCACGUCUUCCUGCAGAUGGGCAUCGCGCAGGUCGAAGCCAUGGAACAAGGACUGGAAAUCACGGCACACGUUAUAACGGCAGCAACGAAGAGCGCGCGACAGGCUCUGGAAAUCCUGCAGUCGCAGAGGGCGAUGAACGAGCAUGAAGACGGCCAUGCAUUCGAGCACCUGGGAUCGGAGCUUGGUCUCGUGAGCACGAAUGAUUCCGUUCCUCUUGCAUUGCCCGAGAACGGAGAUAUGGACUUGGAAUUAGGUGACAUGGCUAGUUGGUUAUUCUCGAACUGGGUGGACGAGUAUCCUCUGUAGUCUGUCGUGCGUAGACGAACUUAACCAGGUCCUGACAAAGAAAGAGUCGACUCAUGAUAUAUAUUUAUAUAUAAAGAGAGAGAGAGAGAGAGAGAGAGAGAGAAAGAAAAAUAGAAAUUCGAUAACUCUACAGCCAGAUUAUUAGGGUUAAGUAGGGUUGAUAAUAUCCAGCCUAUUCUGUGGUGUAGGGUUAGCAUUUGUAAAUGACUUCCAACGUGAAUUUUGUUGCAGACAAUCCCU
Aspergillus ruber CBS 135680 is the source of this 2415-nucleotide messenger RNA. RefSeq lists its product as uncharacterized. The transcript is spliced from 2 exons. Gene Ontology annotation, biological process: DNA-templated transcription; regulation of transcription by RNA polymerase II. The record is from RefSeq and is a predicted model, not a curated record. The coding region runs from base 58 to 2175 and encodes 705 amino acids. Gene Ontology annotation, cellular component: nucleus. Lineage: Eukaryota; Fungi; Ascomycota; Eurotiomycetes; Eurotiales; Aspergillaceae. Gene Ontology annotation, molecular function: DNA-binding transcription activator activity, RNA polymerase II-specific; RNA polymerase II cis-regulatory region sequence-specific DNA binding; zinc ion binding.